Molecule: messenger RNA, 351 nt
Organism: Staurois parvus
Lineage: Eukaryota; Metazoa; Chordata; Amphibia; Anura; Ranidae
Source: the annotation of a GenBank genome assembly
CAGGGGCGGACUGACCAUUUGGAAACUUGGGCACUGCCCGAGGGCCCGGGGUCAGUAAGGGGCCCCAUGAGAUGCCCCUGGUACCUUUUUCAUAGGCUUUUUUGAGUUUGGGCAAGGACACAGGGACCCCAUGAUCCUCUAUUGCCCGGGGGCCCCAUGAAUUGUCAGUCCACCCCUGCUAGCUCCCCUCCCCACUUAUCUAUCAUACCCAGGGCUGCAGACUUUGUGUUUACCUUGGGGAAUUCAGCCUUGGGCAGCCAAAGAAGCAUUAGGCUUUUUUUUUUAGGGUGUGGUUUGAGUGUAGGCAAGGACACAGGGGCCCCAUGAUCCCCUAUUGCCCGGGGGCCCCAU